Chelonia mydas (Green sea turtle) is the source of this 5008-nucleotide messenger RNA. It is a transcript of the gene SNTB1, whose product is annotated as syntrophin beta 1. Gene Ontology annotation, cellular component: dystrophin-associated glycoprotein complex; synapse; intracellular anatomical structure. The transcript has 8 exons. Gene Ontology annotation, molecular function: structural molecule activity; protein binding. The coding region runs from base 400 to 2157 and encodes 585 amino acids. The record is from RefSeq and is a predicted model, not a curated record. Lineage: Eukaryota; Metazoa; Chordata; Testudines; Cheloniidae.
AGGGAUUAAGUGGUGCGCGGAGCAGGUGAGUUGCCCUCCGGGCGCCUCCUGCUAUGGACCCUCCUGUAGGCGGGAGGUGGCCAGGGAUCCGCAGGAGCUGACGAGGGCCUGCAGCAGGUGGGCUGCUGCCCCGCUUGUGCCUUGCAGGGGGCGCCCCCCCGCCUCCCCUCCACGUGCCGCCCGCAGCAGGUGAGGGGCGGGCGGAGGUGGCGCCUGGGAUCAGGUGAGCGGCUGACCGGCUGCCGCCGCCCGGGGCGCCAGGCUAACCGCGGGCUUUGCUCCGCCCCGCCGGCGCAGCUGGCGGCGCUCGGGGCGCUCCCGGGGCGCAGCCCUGUCCUGUGCGCGGCGGGCUGUCGGUCGGGCUGUGCAAUCACAUGGUGCGCUAAGAAUGCUCCAAAGAUGGCGGUAGCGGCAGCCGGAGCCGGCGGCGGCCGGGCGCAGCAGCGGAGCGGCUGGCUGGAAGUCCUGGUGCGGGACCGCUGGCACAAAGUCCUGGCCAACUUGGCCGAGGAUGCCCUGGUGCUGAGCUGCGAGGAGCGCGCCGACGGCGCAGCCCACAACGGCGUCGGGGCCAGCGGCAACGGGGCGCCCUGCCGAGGGGCUGCCGCUGGCCGCGGGAGCCAGCCGGGCGCCGCGGGCAACCCCGGCGGGGCGGCCGAGCCCGCGGGCAGCGGCGGCGGCAGCCCCAAGGCGGGGGGUGGCCCCGGGGUGCGCACCGCCUUCACCGAGCUCCCCGAGCAAGUGCCCGACGCCAUCUCCAACAAGAAGCGGUGCGUGAAGGUGCAGAAGCAGGAGCUGGGCGGGCUGGGCAUCAGCAUCAAGGGCGGCAAGGAGAACAAGAUGCCCAUCCUCAUCAGCAAGAUCUUCAAGGGGCUGGCGGCCGACCAGACCCAGGCCCUCUACGUGGGCGAUGCCAUCCUGGCCGUGAACGGGACGGACCUGCGGGACGCUACCCACGACGAGGCGGUGCAGGCGCUCAAGCGGGCCGGCAAGGAGGUGCUGCUGGAAGAGAAACUUCUCAGAGAAAGAAGUCUUUCAACAAACAAUCGUACUGAGAAAUGGGGGAGAAGCUGUCAUCUCAUUCUUGCCCUGCCAGGGCAGAAUUAUCAAAUGAAAUACAUGAGAGAAGCAACCCCGUAUGUGAAGAAAGGUUCUCCAGUUUCAGAAAUUGGGUGGGAAACACCUCCACCUGAAUCUCCACGGUUGGGUGGUGUAUCCUCUGACCCACUGUCGCAGCUUUCUCUCACCAUCCACAGAGACAGAAAAACAAUUCCGCUCAAAAUGUGCUAUGUGACACGCAACAUGUCGGUGUCAGAUCCUGAAAACAGGCUUCUUGAAGUCCAUUCCCCUGAUGCCAAGCACACUGUGGUUCUAAGGAGCAAGGAUUCAGCCACAGCCCAGGCCUGGUUCAAUGCUAUCCACUCCAGUGUGAGUGACCUUAUUCCCAGGGUGAUUUCAGAGGUGAAAGACCAGCUGGGUAAAACUGGGAUCGCUGGAAGUCGAGAGAUUAGGCAUCUAGGCUGGCUUGCAGAAAAGGUGCCAGGAGAAAAUGAGAAGCACUGGAAGCCAGCACUGGUUGUACUGACGGAGAAGGACCUUUUAAUAUAUGACAGCAUGCCACGAAUGAAAGAAGCUUGGUUUAGCCCUCUACAUACUUACCCUCUGCUAGCCACCAGGUUGGUCCAUUCAGGUCCUGGUAAGGGAUCCCCACAAUCUGGGGUGGAUUUAUCUUUUGCAACGCGCACCGGUACAAGGCAAGGGAUUGAAACCCAUCUCUUCAGGACAGAGACUAGCAGAGACCUCUCACUGUGGACAAGGAACAUAGUGCAGGGCUGCCACAAUUCAGCUGAGCUGAUCACGGAAAUCGCAACCUCUUGCACCUACAAAAACCAGGAGUGCCGUUUGACCAUCCAUUAUGAACAUGGAUUCUCUCUCACAGUUGAACCACAAGAUGGUGCCUUGUCCAAAACAAUUGCACAGUGUCCCUAUGAAAAACUAAAAAUGUCUUCAGAUGAUGGCAUUAGGAUGCUUUAUUUAGACUUCGGAGGCAAAGAUGGAGAAUUUCAACUGGACCUUCAUUCUUGUCCAAAGCCAAUUGUGUUCAUCAUUCAUUCCUUCCUUUCAGCUAAGAUUACAAGACUUGGUUUGGUGGCAUAAAUUACAUUGGUUUCCUAAAAGAAAAAUGAAACUGCCAUGCUAAUCUGAAGUACAAUCAAUAGAAGACACCUGUAGCUGCUAGCAAUGUACAAAAGAUUGGAGUUCAAUGCAAGGACUUCAGUUCUGGUGAUUCUCCAAGGCCCAGCCUUCAUUUUGAUCAGCUACAAAGGAGGCACACACCGAAAAAAACCAACAGAUUUUAGACUCAGAACAGUCGUUUCAGUCACUGUCAGUUGCAGGAGACAAUAACAUAGCUCAUUGUAAACAAUGGCAAAAACGGAAUUUUACAAUGUUAGUAAUUUAAAACCACAUACUGUACAGUGGGAAUGAGUAUAGUACUGUAUGUGUAAGCAUUUCAAAAUCAUAAAUCGUGCCUAUUUCAAAGUAUUUGCUUAUAUAGAGUAAGUAAGGGCUAAGCAGAUGCAAGACUGGGCACUUAUCAGUCGUGAUUCAGAAUAAGGCUUGAUAUUUGUUUCUCUUUUUUGAUACUACGUGAAGUGGUGGCUUUACGAAGAUUAAAAAAAAAAAUCAGUAAAAUAUUACUUUCACCCCAGUUGAUGUGCUAUUUAAAUAUCUUGCUGUUCCAUAGGAAGGAGUCAUGAGAGGCAGCUGCUUUAACGCCCCGGCAGGUAUGUUUUGAGUGUGCAUGUACUCCAGUAGGGUACUCUAAAGCAGGAGUUCUCAAUCUUUUUCUGUCUGAGGCUGCUCCCUUCCCCCCUACAACAUGCUGUAACAACUCCCCAGCCCACCUGUGCCCCCAAAACUGUUUUUCUCAUAUGCACUAGAUUAAAAGCCAGGGCCAGCAUUAGAGGGUAGCAAGCAGGGCAAUUGCCUGGUGCCCCACGCCACAAGGGGUCCCAUGAAGCUAAGUUGCUCGGGUUCACUUUUCUGCCCUGGGCUCCAGUGAGUCUGACACCAGCCCUGCUCUCUGGUUUAUUUUGGCGUACCCCCAGUUGAGAACCUCUGCUCUAAAGCAACCAAGAGCUCCUUAGUGAACAGCCCAGCACCCAGUUCAGAGCAUCUGGGGCAUUUUCUAAUGGUCCUUAUGUAAUGAGCAUAUGUGCACAUUCCUGUAGGGGGCACCAAAGCAGCAGUAAUUAUAGGACUUUUGUUGAAUAGCCGGGUAACCACAAGAGAGCGCAAAGGGGCCCGUUCAAGUGUCCUUAACUUAUGAGCACACAGGGUAAACUUUUUAAAAGAACUAACCUAACUUUAAGAGCCUAAGUCCCACUGAAGGUCAGGGGCACCCAGUCACUCUUCAAAAUCGGACUGAAGAGCUUUUGAAAAUUUUACCCACAAGGCAAGUUAUGGUGCCUCACUUAACAUUGUGCCCUAGUAGUAUGCCCUGCUGCUAAAUCAGUUAAAUUGAAAUAGAUUUCAUUAAGAAACAUGUGUAGCUCUGUAAUAAUUCAUUUAAAAAUGCAUUUGAGAUACAAAAAGUGGCCUGAGAAUUUAGUAGGAGUGGAAUGAAAAACUGUUGAUCACGUAGAAUUUAUACCACUUUUAAGCUGCAAACAGAAUUAACUCUUUGAAAUAGAUAUUCGUAAUGUGUUGACACUAAAGCCACAUUUUGAAAGCCAGGCUUUUAGAAACAAGCAGAAGUCAUGAAUGUGAUUGCUUGCGGAAGUUCAGCUGUAGCAUUGUAAUGAUAUGUAUUGCUUUUUAAACUUUACAAGUAAGCUACGUUUUAAUUUAGAUGUCACUCAAUUGGCAAAGAAAACAAAUCACAUUAAUAUAAUAAAUUAAAUAAUAAAACAGUGAUUCCAUUUUAAUUGUUUUCAGUUGAGGUCUUGAGCCCAGUAAAUAAGUCAAAUCUGUUUCCACAUACAUAAAGGCUUGAUUUAUGGUGGUUUUCAUACAUGUGUUAAUUAGUAAUAGAAAAAUACUCAUUUUAAAUUUUUAAAGAGAUGCUGGGCUGAAUUCACAAACACUGCACUGUACUUGCAAAACGUUAUACCCGAGAAAGAGGUAAUUUUGGAACAGUACACAAAUGUAGUUAUCUUCAAAGUAAUUUGCCUAUCUAGUAACUUUCAUUUCUACCUUAAUGGCACUUAAUUCCACUUACAAUAGGGAAUUAAAACUUAUUUUAUUCCCCCCCCCAAAAAAAAAAAAAGUUAAAUAAUUUGCUAUUAUUUUCCAUUCAUGCAGUUAUCUGUGGUAGAUCUUUGAUCUCUUCUGGUUUAGGUAUGCAUGAUUUUAGACUGCAUAGACUUUCAGGGGGGCAAGUAUAGGGUUGGGCCUUUGAUCAUAGAAUCAUAUUUCAGUAAAAGCCUAUGCAAAAUGUAUCAAAAAGUAAAUGCCAAGGUUUGUGAAUUUAACACAGGAGGCAUCUCCCCUGAAACCUUCUAACUCGCACAAUGCAAAGUGUUUUUUGUCCAAGUACAAAAUGUUUAUGUAUUUGGACCCGUUCCUAUAGAAAUUUGAGAGAUUCAAGCAGCAGCUUGUGUACUAUGGAUAAGAGUCAAUACAUAUGUAAAUUAUACUGCACUAUGUCUUUAUUCCUUUAACACUUAAAGUCACUGGAAUGUUAUAUAAACAUGUAUGUUCAUUGUAAAUUAUCAGAAUUCAUAUUAGUAUCAAUAAUUAAAUUACACAGUAUGUAAUCUGAGGUGCUCAGUACUAUAUGAAGUAUAAGUGAAUAACUAAAUAGUUUGCAAAGAAAGUUCAUAUUAUAUAUUUAUAGACAAAUUAAAAAUUAUGGUAAUUACAAGUGUUAUUUCUUCAUCAUUUACAGAUUUUGGAGUGAUUCAUAUUUGGAUGGGGUUGACAAAAUAUGGGCCUACUCCACAUUUAUAUGAGUAUAGUUUAUAUUUUAGAGGGAAAAUAUAUUUAAUAAAAGUCAUUUAUUUGA